AGGUCGCUAGGUGCUCGGCGUGAUCAUGGCGUGCACGCCCUCUUUACUCCUCCCGCAUUUACCCCGCUCGAUCGAUCUCUCUUGAGGAGCCCCGGCCCCGGCGAUAUAUACACCACCACCGCGUGCGUCUCCUUCGCCGAGAACAAGCUAGCUCAGUCACUCGCUCAUUUUAGUGGUUCUCGCAACCAGGCCACGAUCAGCGAUCGCCAUGCAGUUGCUCUCUGGCGCUCGUGGUGGUGGUGGUGGCUGUAGCCGGCGUAGCGGAGAUGGUUUCCUGCUGCCGCGGCAGCCGCCGGUGGCGGUGGACGUGGAAUGCAACUGCCGCCCACCGAGGGUGCUCAGCGCGCUGUACUCGUCCCUGGCGUCCCGCGUCCGCGGACGAGGCGGCGGCAGCAGGCCCAAGUCGCCGCACGCGUCGUCGUCGUCCUCCACCGCAACGACGGCUUUCACCUCCAGCACCGCCACGCGCGUCACCACCGCCACGACGGUCUCGUCGGUGGACGACUCGUGGGGAGUCGCGACGUACGCCACGAGCACACUCUUCGAGGACGACGUGGAGGCUAGGCGGAGGAGACGGUCCACGAGGAGGCGCAGGAGGCGGAGGAGCUGCGGGGGGAGGGGCGUGGCCGUGAUGAUGACGUGCGGGGAUGAGAAUGAGGAGGAGGCGGCGGCCGUGGCAGUGGAGGUGGAGUCGGCGGCGCCGUACGAGGACUUCCGGGAGUCGAUGGUGGCCAUGGUGGUGGAGAAGGAGAUGUACGCGUGGGAGGACCUCAAUGCGCUGCUCCACGGCUUCCUCUCGCUCAACUCGCCGCGCCACCACCCGCUCAUCCUCCACGCCUUCGCCGAUCUCUGGGCCCCGCGCGCCGGCCUCUUCUGCCCUCCCUCACCGUGCCGAUGACUCUAGCUACAGACAUGGCGCCGCCAUGCGCCACCUAGCUAGCUAUAUACUACUCCAUUGGCGUACGCUAGGCCUAGCCGUAAUCUAGCUUGGGCUCGAAGACUGUAACGCAGAUUUCCUAGCUAAGGAACAUCUCUAGAUGUUGUUCUUGUCGUUGUACUGUAAUAAUCAGAUGAUAACAUGAGUGCUAUGGUAGCUUCUACUA
Lolium perenne is the source of this 1103-nucleotide messenger RNA. RefSeq lists its product as uncharacterized. The record is from RefSeq and is a predicted model, not a curated record. Lineage: Eukaryota; Viridiplantae; Streptophyta; Magnoliopsida; Poales; Poaceae. Gene Ontology annotation, biological process: negative regulation of DNA-templated transcription.